Messenger RNA from Exophiala aquamarina CBS 119918, 1488 nucleotides. RefSeq lists its product as uncharacterized. Gene Ontology annotation, biological process: secondary metabolite biosynthetic process. Lineage: Eukaryota; Fungi; Ascomycota; Eurotiomycetes; Chaetothyriales; Herpotrichiellaceae. Bases 1 to 1488 code for a protein of 495 amino acids. Gene Ontology annotation, molecular function: FAD binding; monooxygenase activity. The transcript has 5 exons. The record is from RefSeq and is a predicted model, not a curated record.
AUGUCGAUUCUCAACGUGUUAUCAAGUCGCUACUCGGAGCUCGAUGCUGUGCAACCCAAGGAUACUGAAUCUUCUGUCAAGCGAUUCCCGCCAUCGGGAAUCUCUGUCCUUAUUGUGGGUGCUGGAACAUCUGGAGUUUUCGCCGCACUUGAAUGCUGGCGAAAAGGACAUGAGGUGCGCAUCAUUGAGAAAGAACCUGAACCUUCUCAGUUGGCAGGCGAUGCGUAUUCAAUCGGUCCAAGUGCUAUCCGUGCCUUCAAGUCAUAUCCUGGAAUGCUCGAAACAAAUGACAAGGUCUCCUAUGAUCCUUGGCUCGUCUACCAUAAGCACACUGGAGAGAAAAUGACACCGCCAAUAUCUGUCUUCGGCGAGUCAAAGCAUUCCGAUGUCCCUAGCCGAAUGCAUAGACAUCUCCGGCCCAGGUUCCAGAAAAUGCUGCUAGAUCAUCUCGAGAAUAUUGGAGUGAAGAUUGAGUGGGACAAACAUGUUGUGGAAUACUUUGAAGACAUUGAUGCUGGGAAGGGCGGUGUGCUCUUGAGUGAUAAUGAGAGAAUCGAAAGCAACCUCGUUAUAGCUGCCGAUGGCGUGGGCACUAAAUCAUACAAGAUCGUGACUGAGACACCAACUCCUGCCAAGAGCAGUGGUUACUCACUCUACCGCACAGCUUUUCCACUCAAGUACGUGGAAUCCGAUGAGACACUGAUCAAACGAUUCCCAGAGUGGGAGGAUGGCAAAAGAGUUCUGGAAACGUGGACAGGACCAGACAUGCACGGGUUUGUUUGGCGAACAGACGAAAGGAUGAUAUGGAGCAUCACUCACCGUAACACUGGAACAGCUGAAGAGUCAUGGAGUACCGUGGUGAACAAAGAAGAUGUGUUGAAGUUCACUGCCACCAUACCUGACUGGCCAGAAGAAAGGACCAGGUUGAUAAAAGCAACGCCAGAAGGUGCAAUUACCGACUUCAAACUUGUUUGGCGAGACCCGCAACCACAAUGGGUCUCUCCUGGUGGUCGCGUAGUCCAGAUAGGAGAUGCUGCUCACACUUUCUUGCCCAGUUCCGGCAACGGUGCCACUCAGGGAAUUGAGGAUGCGAUUUCAUUGGCAGCUUGUCUCCAUAUCGCGGGAAGGAACAACAUCCCGAUCGCUGUCAAAGUCCAUAAUUUACUACGAUGCGAACGAGUGAACUGUGCUCAGCUUAUGGGCUGUGUCGCACAGACUAACAGGCACACUCUGGACUGGAAAGUGGUUAAUGGAGACAAGGACCAUCUGAAGAAAACCCGAAGGUAUGGACGAUGGAUUUGGAGUCACGAUGCAGAGAUGUAUGCAUACGAAAAUUAUGGGAAGGCGUUGAUGCAUCUGACUACUGGGACACCCUUUCAGAACACAAACAUCCCGCCAGGGUAUACUUGCAAGCCAUGGACGAUUGCAGAUGUGCUAAACAAGCGAGAAGCGGGAGAGUCAUUGCUUAGUGUUGGCGACUGGAGCUGA